Messenger RNA from Canis lupus familiaris (dog), 968 nucleotides. RefSeq names its product tetratricopeptide repeat domain 9B (gene TTC9B). The transcript has 3 exons. Bases 158 to 865 code for a protein of 235 amino acids. The record is from RefSeq and is a predicted model, not a curated record. Gene Ontology annotation, molecular function: protein binding. Lineage: Eukaryota; Metazoa; Chordata; Mammalia; Carnivora; Canidae.
UUGGAGGAUAGAACGGGAAAGUCCGGAGGGGUUUCUCUACACCCAUAGGGGGCAGGCGGAGUCGGCUGCCGGAGGUGCGGGGGCGGAGAAAGGGUGGGGACCGGCCCCGCGGGGGGCGAUGCGGUAGCUGCAGCGGCGGCCGCAGGAGUUUCCCACAAUGCAGCGCGGCGCGCUGUCCCCGGUGCUGAUGCUCAGCGCUGCCCCGGAGCCUCCGCCGCGCCCGCCUCCCGCCCUCUCCCCGCCGGGCCCGGGCCCCCGCCAUGGCUCGGCCCGGCCCAGCCCUGCCCCAGAGCCGUCGGGGGGCCUGGGCGCGGCGCUCGACAGCAGCCUGCGGGCCGCCGUGGCGUUCAAGGCGGAGGGCCAGCGCUGCUACCGAGAGAAGAAGUUCCGGGAAGCCAUCGGCAAGUAUCAUCGGGCACUGCUGCAGCUGAAGGCGGCUCAGGGGGCCCGCCCUGGAGGCCUGCCCGCCCCCGCCCCCGGGCCCGCCGGCAGCCCCGGGCCGGCCCGCCUCAGCGAGGAGCAGCGGCGCCUGGUGGAGAACACGGAGGUGGAAUGUUAUGACUCUCUCACCGCCUGCCUGCUGCAGUCGGAGCUGGUGAACUACGAGCGGGUGCGCGAGUAUUGCCUCAAGGUCCUGGAGAAGCAGCAGGGCAACUUCAAGGCCACCUACCGCGCCGGCAUUGCCUUCUACCACCUGGGCGACUAUGCUCGCGCGCUGCGCUACCUGCAGGAGGCCCGCAGCCGGGAGCCCACAGACACCAAUGUCCUCCGCUACAUCCAGCUGACUCAGCUGAAGAUGCACCGUUGCAGCCUCCAGCAGGAAGACAGUCGGGCCGGGGCCGGGACUCGAGAUGUCGUUGGCUAAGGCCAACCUAGGGGGACUUUCCCUCCCCCUACUCCCACCUCAGCGUGUAACUUCCCCUGACUUAUGUGUUUGCUGGUAAAGCCCUUGUCACUGGUGACCAUAA